AUGUUCGGCGAAUCCGAAUCGGAGAGCCCAAGAGUUCCCAGCCCUUGGGACUCCCUCAUUUCCACCCCGGCAUCAUCUUCGCCUUCAUCUGGCCCUGUUGUCAGCGCCUCUCCAGUGGUGACGGCAAUUCCCAAGCUGGUACCCGAAGCUGACGAUGGAAAUGUCGAGUACAAGCUUCAGUUGCUAUCUCCGUCUCCAGCUCGUUUUGCGCGCCUGGUCACCCAGCUCAAGUGGCGACUACUGGAAGGAGGAGGUCAGGCGUAUUAUGAAUUAGGAGUGGCUGAUUCAGGCGCCUUAGUCGGUCUGCCGCGCGCAGACCUGGAACAAACACUGGAGACCCUGGAAAUGAUGGCUGGGGAAAUAGGUGCUAGCGUUAUCGUGGUGAAGGAAAUAGAGGUACCAGCUGCUUUGGCGACGCUUGCGAUCCUUGAGGACAGCAGUGGCAAUGGUGCUAAGCGAGGAAGGAAGACCGAGUUUAGGGUGGGGUCGGAGGGUACCACCACAGGCACUGAAACAGAGACGGAACUCUCAACGACAGACGCCGAGGAUCCUGGCGAUAGUGUGCUUCCAAGGAUCCUUUCACUACAUCAACGCUCUUUAUCGCACAGCGCCCCUGGUUCUUCCUCUUCUUCUGUUGACGUGUUCUCAAUGGACAUGGAGUCAGACAUCGCAGAGCAGGCAGACACCGAGUCUGACCUUGAAUCUCCUCCAUCCCAACACCGGUUUUCUAUCGACUUGGAAAUCUCCUCGGUCUUCAAGCCGCGUCCUUUUCGUACCCGAGUUACCAGCAAUCCGGUCCUACUUUCCUCCGCCGAAACCAAGCGCAAUAACAGAGGCGCCAAAAAGAAAGCUAAACACCAUCUGCAUGAUGUGCUCACCUCUUCUUCGGCCCCUUCGCUUCUAUCUACAGACGAGCAACGAAAGGCUACCAAGGGACCCAACCGGCGACAGGCGCGGGAUCGCAGAAGGGAAGAGAGGCGCAAUGCUUUGAUGGCAUUCGCGUCGAAUACGAUCGGACCACCCCAAACUGCAGAUCAAGCCGUAGAUGUCCGAUCACAUACGGAGGAGGGGGCAAAGCAGGAGAACGACAAAGCAGUUCCUGACUCGGCCAACGCUCUUGUCUCCGGGCUUGGGGAGCUUCACGUGUCGAUUGAACCCUUGUCGAGCCAGAAGAUGAAGAGGUUACAGGCGACUGACGACGUUUUCGCAUCUCCCACCCCUUCUACACCCUACACCUCAGUCGCAUCAUCUGGUGCUGAAGAAGGCAAAGACCAGCCUCGACUCAUCGUCGAAGCUCUUGUUGUACGCAAAAUGUCUAUCGAAGAGGCAUUUUUAGACUUUGGUGGUUUCUCGCUAUCUUGA
Desarmillaria tabescens is the source of this 1362-nucleotide messenger RNA. RefSeq lists its product as uncharacterized. The transcript has 2 exons. Bases 1 to 1362 code for a protein of 453 amino acids. Lineage: Eukaryota; Fungi; Basidiomycota; Agaricomycetes; Agaricales; Physalacriaceae. The record is from RefSeq and is a predicted model, not a curated record.